AUGCUACACGCUGCGACGGAAUACUGGAAGUCGAAUGAACGCAAAUACUGCGAUUUCUGCAAGUGUUGGCUGAGUGAUAACAAAGCUAGCAUUGCAUUUCAUGAGAGUGGCAAAAGGCAUAAAUUAAAUGUGGCGAAGCGGAUUACGGAUAUCAGUCGCAGCAGCGAGAAGGCGGAGCGUGAGAAGCAAAAGAUGAGCGCGGAGAUCCGUAAAAUGGAGGAGGCGGCAAUGAAAUCCUAUGCGCAGGAUAUUCAUGGUCACCAUGGCGACAUGACGGCGCGUUCCAUUCACACAGUGCUCGGUGCAGCGACGAGCAGCGGAAGACAAGGACUUGGUGUUGCCAGACAGCGACAAAUCGAUCCAAUGCGUCUGGAAGGCGAUUCCGAUGAGGAAGAGGAUAAUCGUCGUGUAAAUGUGGAUAAAGUUGGCAGCUCCGAAACGGUGCCAGAUGCUUCACUGUGGGUGGAAGGCAAAUCGGAUGAGGGCCACACAUAUUACUGGAAUGUCAAGACAAAUGAAUCCGUCUGGCAGCCACCCAAAGAGGGUUAUCUCUCAUAUGAAGAAUACGAGCGUAUCAAUCAGUUGGCCAUCGAUCAGCAGGAAAUUACGCAGGCAAAGGAAUCAUUGCGAUUUCGAGCCAAUGCGGAUGAGGAAGUGGCACGUUUCAAUCGAGAACGUCAUGCUCAAAUCUAUCGCAAGCCCGAUAAUUCCAAGGAGAAGAAACAAAAGGAGGAAAAGAGACUGGAAUUCAAAACGGAAGAGGAGGCGGCAACCAAGGAGAUUGGACAAUGGCAGAUUGUCGAAACCAAACCACCGCCAGCACCUAUUGAUUGGGAGCUACCUCAAUCCAAUUAUUAUGCUGCAGCGCCUGUUGUCAUCAGUCAGCCCGAUAUCGAGCCACCAGUAAAACGUUUCAAGGAGAAAACCAUAACGGGAUUGGAUGAAGCUUCCACUUCUUCCAGUGCGCCGGCCACAUUUAAGAAACGCAAGUUUGCAAAUAAAGGGAAUGCACGCAAACCCUUGGACGAGUAGCAUUAAGUUAUCAAUUAACUAAAUUGGAAAU
This is a messenger RNA of Drosophila innubila, 1063 nucleotides long. Its product is annotated as WW domain-binding protein 4. Bases 1 to 1032 code for a protein of 343 amino acids. Gene Ontology annotation, biological process: mRNA splicing, via spliceosome. Lineage: Eukaryota; Metazoa; Arthropoda; Insecta; Diptera; Drosophilidae. Gene Ontology annotation, cellular component: nucleus; precatalytic spliceosome. The transcript has 4 exons. The record is from RefSeq and is a predicted model, not a curated record. Gene Ontology annotation, molecular function: zinc ion binding; RNA binding; protein binding.